Molecule: messenger RNA, 2525 nt
Organism: Ruditapes philippinarum (Manila clam)
Lineage: Eukaryota; Metazoa; Mollusca; Bivalvia; Venerida; Veneridae
Exons: 2
Coding region: 249-1073 (274 amino acids)
Cellular component (GO): nucleus
Source: RefSeq, a predicted model, not a curated record
AGUAGUCAGUCUGCGUUGAGAAGUCGAAGUGGAAAGACGUGCUGAACGAGUGAGCGCUGUCGAUAUUUAAUACUGUCAGUUUAACUAAACAUAUCGGAAUAAAAAAAAAUAUCAUUAAUUGGAAACGGAAAUAAUAUCUUUGGAUUUUACAUAAAUUGUUAAUAGCAAAUUACUUUAUUCAAAAUUGUGAUGUAAAAUAUACAGGUUUAAACUUGUUACAGAGGUUUAAAGAACUUUUUUUAUUCAAAAUGGCAUGUGUACUAUCAAUGUACACAUUAAAUCAGAACCAAUUCAAAGAAAAUGUCACAGAUAUACACAACAUUGGACUUACAUAUUUGGAUUUUAACUGGAUAAAUAACAUAGGCCAGCAAUCUGAUUUUCUAGAGAAUCAUAUUUAUUGUGGACAAUAUGAAAACGAUAGAGAUACGCCGAAAUUAUGUCGAUUGGAAGUUGCAAAUGAUACUGUCCAACAUGAUCCGUUCAACAUUAUCUCAAAUAGUAGGUUUGAAUCACAAGUUAAUACGAUAGUGUCGGAUGCCGUCUCGGAUAAGCAAGACCUCACCAAUGGUAGCACAGAUUUAAAUGAAAAGACUGAAAUGUGUGUUCAAUUAGAUAUUACAAAGAAUGGAGUUAAACGGAAAGCUAUUGUCUCGGGCUGCGAUGAAGAAUACAUUCCAUCAAAGCGAGUAUCACCGUUCUUGAACACACCGAAAGAAAGAAAAGACGAACGCAAAAAUAUUCUAAAGAUAUCUGUGAACAAAAUAAAGAAACUGGACGACCCCGAGAUCUUUCUCCGAAGAAGUGUUCUAGUUAAUAAUUUAACUAAACGUUUGCAAACGGAGUUACGACAAGAAAAACAAAGCAGUAGGAAGUUUAGCUCAUAUAGAAGGAAGUGUUUCAGUGAUUAUAAAGUGCUCAAUAACAGUUGUCUGUCAGACACUUAUUUAGAGGACGAUCCAUUCCUUAGUGGUACACAUGAAGCAAUUACUGACGACAUGACUGACACACUCAUCAAUAAUGUGUUAAAUGAUAACAAGUCAAACGAAGUGAAAGAAGACCAUGAUUCUUGGUGACAUACUAGAGGUACAUAGACUCUGGGUUUACAUAAAUGAAAUUCUGUCAAGCCAACUAUUUAUUUAUAAAAGAAUCUGUCCACACUAUUUAAAUUUGAGAUUUAUUUCUAGAACGGAAGACCAAAACAAAUUAUUCCAUUAAGAUAUAUAUAGAAAUGUAUAUAUAGGAGAUAUAAAUACGCAUUUUUAGAAUAUAUAUUAUCUAUUCAACGUUAUAAGUUUUAUCAUGUCAAGUAAUAUCGAAAUAUACGACCGUGCCUUUAUAUCAAUCCCGAUGAUUUGUCUUAAAAUAGUUCUUAAAGGCAAAGCUAUAUGGAGCAAGUUUUGAUCAACAGUGUGAUAAAAUGCUUAAAAGCUAUAUGUAUGUUGACUAGAUAGUAUUAUUACAUUCCAUAAAAGAAUACGUAAUUUUCAUUUCAACUCCUUCCUUUGUUUAGAGUUUGAUUUUCAUCCUAUCAGUCUAGUCAAGUAUUCAAAUACGAAUUAAUGUUACGUAUUCAAUUUGUGAUCUCACUGUAUUGGUUUCCGUGUACUAAGAAAACACGAAAUUGUUUUUAUGAGUUUUUCGUUUCCAUAUUGUAAAACUUAAGUUUAAUUCAUUACUGUGUUUCAUAUUCAUCAGACAAGGUCGAUCAAAAUUGAGCCGCGUCACGACAAAACCAACAUAGUGCGUUUGCAACCAGCAUGGAUCCAGACCAGCAUGCGCAUCCGCGCAGUCUGAUCAGGAUCCAUGCUGUUCGCUAUCAGUUUCUCUACUUGUUAUAGAGUUGUAAGCGAACCCACCCUAGCACUGUCCUUAGCGCUAUUCAAUCCCGAGCGUACUAAAAGCUUGUUUCUUUUAGAAUCGUUAUAAAUGCCCUAAUGUCGUUGUGAUAAUAUAGUGGUUUAGAGGAUAUGUUGAAUACAUGUAUGAGGAAAACUCUUGCAUAUUUAUAUCAUUCCUGACAUAUUCGCUCACACAUAACAGUGUCUUAUGACCAAAGGUCUGUAAAAUGUCCCUUUUUUAUAGGAAAUAGGUUUCAUACGUUGUCGUUGUUUUGAUAUACAACACACACACACACACACACACACACACACACACACACACACAUAAUGUUAUUUUACAAAGCGUUGAUUUGUCAAAAAAUUUAUUUAUAUGUUGUCAUCCAUUUUCAGUAAUACAGUUCUAUCUGUUUCUAUUGUUACUUUACUGUUGGGGGAUUUCACUGGAAAUCUAUGUUUUAUUUUUAGGGCAGACCAAUUAUUGUGUUUAAAAACAAGAUACAAUGACGUGUAUAUUUUUGUUAAAUUAUUGACUGCGUUCUCAGAUGUGUAAAUAUGAUGGGUCAUUUGUAUAUUUUUAUGUAUGAAAGAUUAAAUAUUGAUGAUAUAUAAUAUCAAAGUGCUCGAAGUAUAAUAUAUAUGUGACUGGUUUGAAAAGCUGUCAUGAAAAAUAAAAUGAACAAAGCAAAA